Molecule: messenger RNA, 600 nt
Organism: Wyeomyia smithii (pitcher-plant mosquito)
Lineage: Eukaryota; Metazoa; Arthropoda; Insecta; Diptera; Culicidae
Gene: Obp93a
Exons: 4
Coding region: 1-600 (199 amino acids)
Source: RefSeq, a predicted model, not a curated record
AUGCCUUUCACCUCAAUUCUUCAAUCUAAUUGGCAAAACUUUGGUGCCCCAAUUCAAUUCGGUAAUUCGAUAAUAUCUCAACCAGCGCCUGAUAAUCCAAUAUGCAUGAAAGGAAUUACCAAAACCGAGAAAGAUUGUUGCCGUCUACCAUCGUUAGUAGACCAAAGCAUUGAUAAUCGAUGUGCCUUAGAGAAUCCAACAAUGAUCUCCCCAAGUGCUAAGAAAACGGAAGGAUGUUGUAUAGCACAAUGUGUACUAACCACAUUGAAUGCCCUUGAAAACGACACAGUUGACCGAGCGGCUUUAAAAAAGUCAUUUUUGGUUGCUGAUGGUAUUGAUCGAAAUUUUUCCCCGCUGUUCAAUAACACAAUUGAUGACUGUUCCAACGUAAUCAAUAACAACUCCGUGUUCAAAGCGACUCCGGUGUCUUCAGUUCUCGGUAGACCAGGGUGUAGCUUUAUUCCAGAGGGUUUUUUUGACUGCGUUAAAUCUUCGUUGUUUCAGCGAUGUCCGGUUGCUGUAUGGGACGAUAUCUCAGAGUGUAAACAAUUAAAACAGAAGUUAUCAGCGGGAUGCUCGUUUGCUUCUUUGACGGGGUAA